Molecule: messenger RNA, 1308 nt
Organism: Ogataea philodendri
Lineage: Eukaryota; Fungi; Ascomycota; Pichiomycetes; Pichiales; Pichiaceae
Exons: 2
Coding region: 1-1308 (435 amino acids)
Source: RefSeq, a predicted model, not a curated record
AUGGUGGAUCACAACACGUUUUUAUCAAAGUUCCGCAGAAACCCCACAACCGUAUCUUCUUUCCCUCUUCUUUCCAGAACGGGCACCAAUGAUACUACAAAGUCUGACCAGUCAACUAUAUUCUCCACUACUUCCACGGAAACGGCUGCAACAAAUGUGUCCGCACCAAAGAGGUUUUUCAAAGUGAGGACCAGGUCAUCGCCUGGAGAGUUCAUCGUUCCGACUAUACCCCCUGCACCCGAGAAAAACCCAGACAAGCUCCGAGAAAUCAGAGACAUAGCGUUCGAGGUGGACAUGACACCUCGUAAGCCUGCCACAAAAAACAUCCAUCCGCUUGACCAGCCGAUUCUUCGAAGAAAAUACACAUCCGGCCAGGAAGAGCUUGACUCGGACAAGUACAACCUACAAAAUGCUGCCGAUUUGGUAGCUGCUAUGGUUCGCUUCAUGUUCAAGACGAUCCAGUCAGCCUGGAAUUUGGAGCUAUUCAUUAACGUUGCACUCACAAAAAACACCACAACUCGCAUUCAUGUCCCAUCGUUGGUGAUGGGGCUCUUCGGGAUUUAUCUACUCACACAUUCGUCGACACCUCAGUACUACCAGCCUCAAGCUGUGCAAAAUUCCAGUGCGUUGCGACUCGGCCCGGUUUUCAUCUUUAUUGCAUUAUUAGCUGUGGCUGCAGUGAUGUUUGGACAAGGUACCCAGGAAGAAGUACCAGAGCCUGUUACCAAAAAACUCAAACCAGCAGCACCCACUACGGCUCCUUACAUCAAUCCUGCGAUAGAAGACGAUGACGACGACUUGAUGCGAAGUGAAAGUUUUAAUUUCGGUUGGGAUCUCGAAAGUGACUUGCUUUCCGGUCAACUUUUGGUAAAUAGAUUGGAAUGUGUCAAGCUUGUAAUCGAUGUCAGACGAGUCCUUAGAGUCCAAGAGAACCUUGGCGAUUUUGUUACCACCAACAAGGUAUCUGACUCUCUUUCCAACGAUCUCAGUUGGGAAGACCAAGUCUUCCAAGAUCUUGUCGUGAACAGCAGUCAAGGUUCUGGAUCUUGGUCUCUUUUGGGCCUGUCUAGAAGUUCUACCUGGCUUUGGCAAGAUUCUUCUCUCAGCCAAGAAGACAACGUGUCUGUCAGGGAACUUCUUCUCCAAUUCUCUGGUCAAGGUGAUUUGAACUUUGUGGAAAGCGGUGAGCAAUGGCACUGGGACAAAAAUGACAAUAGCCUUUUUGUUACCCGAAACUUCAAUCUCCUUGAUAGACUUGAACUGGAGAGGUCUCAAGUCAGCCUUCAAAUCUGGAGAGUUGGUUUCUAA